AUGAGGAACCACACAGAGUUGACUGAGUUCAUCCUGCUGGGAAUUCCACGGACCCAGGGAGUUGAGAAGAUACUUUUUCUCCUCUUCCUGUUCAUUUACCUCUUCACCCUGAUUGGCAACUUACUCAUCCUCAUAGCAAUUGUUUCCUCCUCUGUCCUUCACACCCCCAUGUACUUCUUUUUAGGGCUCCUGGCCAUUUUGGACAUAGUUUUACCAGCUGUAACCUGCCCCAAGAUGCUGUUCUAUCUCUCUGGUCAGAGUCGAGCUAUUUCUUACCAGGGCUGUGCCACACAGAUCUUCUUCUAUCACUUCCUGGGGACUUCUGAAGCAUGUCUAUAUGCUAUAAUGUCCUGUGAUCGUUUUGUAGCCAUCUGUUAUCCCCUCAGGUAUUCAAUCAUCAUGAGACCAGGAGUCUGUGUGGGUUUGGUCAAAGCAGCCUGGUGGGUGGGCUUUGUUCACGGUUGCAUUGUAACCUCCUUCACUUUUAGCCUGACCUACUGUGGCCCGAAUCAGGUGGAUUUCUUCUUUUGUGAUAUCCCUGCUGUCUUGCCCCUGGCCUGUGAUGAUACAUCACUGGUGCAGACAGUUGGUUCUGCAGAAGUUAGCUUUCUGGCUUUAUUAUUUUGGGGCACCAUUUGCCUCUGCUACAUGCGCAUCGCGAUUGCCAUUUUGAGGAUGCGCUCAGCAGAGGGCAGGAAGAAAGCCUUCUCCACCUGCAGUGCCCAUCUCGCUGCUGUCCUCUGUUACCUCGCUCCUGUGGUCAUCAUCUAUCUGCAGCCCACUCCCAAUCCCUCUGUGGAUGCCAUAGUGCAAAUAUUUACUAGUAUUGUCUCUCCCAUGUUAAAUUCACUCAUCUUUUCCUUAAGAAACAAAGAUGUAAAGAAUUCCUUGAGAAAAGUGUUUUGCAAAGUUGUAAUUACUCUUCAAGAGUAA
Messenger RNA from Suncus etruscus (white-toothed pygmy shrew), 933 nucleotides. RefSeq names its product olfactory receptor 148-like. The record is from RefSeq and is a predicted model, not a curated record. Lineage: Eukaryota; Metazoa; Chordata; Mammalia; Eulipotyphla; Soricidae. Gene Ontology annotation, cellular component: membrane. Gene Ontology annotation, biological process: G protein-coupled receptor signaling pathway. Gene Ontology annotation, molecular function: G protein-coupled receptor activity; olfactory receptor activity. The transcript has a single exon. Bases 1 to 933 code for a protein of 310 amino acids.